Diceros bicornis minor is the source of this 8578-nucleotide messenger RNA. It is a transcript of the gene ZNF454, whose product is annotated as zinc finger protein 454. Gene Ontology annotation, molecular function: RNA polymerase II cis-regulatory region sequence-specific DNA binding; DNA-binding transcription factor activity, RNA polymerase II-specific. The coding region runs from base 234 to 2120 and encodes 628 amino acids. The transcript is spliced from 4 exons. Gene Ontology annotation, biological process: regulation of transcription by RNA polymerase II; central nervous system development. Lineage: Eukaryota; Metazoa; Chordata; Mammalia; Perissodactyla; Rhinocerotidae. The record is from RefSeq and is a predicted model, not a curated record. Gene Ontology annotation, cellular component: nucleus.
CUCUAGUCUCUAUCUUCUUGGGCGUUUUUUCUAGGCAGAGACCGAGUCCAAGACUGAACAGAACAGAACCAAAUCCGCAUGUGCGGGUUAGCGCAAGGGGACUAAUCUGAAAGGAGCAACGGGGGCGCCCCGCCGAGGCCCCUGGGAAAUGUAGUUUCAGCACCGAAAACCGCUAGCCCAGGGUGGAGUGGCGGGGAGGGGGCUGAAGGGUGCCCUGUUUGCGCAGGCGCGCAAUGUCACGUUCUCGGCCGGCGCUGCUGCGGGCGGUCGCGGCCGAUUCGCCCUCUGGGAAGUGGAGUCUGGGAAGCAGGAGUGCUGCGGCCCUCGGUCUUGUGGGCGUUCAGCUCCGCGGUUCCCAGGACAACGCGCAAGCGCAGUUCAGACCCGGGCUGCAGACUCCAGCUCAUUGUGCUCUGCCUGCGAUGUUGCGGUUGCCGUCUCUCGCUGCGGCCAGAGGCUCCUCGAAGGGCAAUCCAGUGGUGACCAGGCACGGUGGCCGCAGCCGCAUCGGAGAGCAGGAGUGGCGGUGCAGUGGUCGGGCCCGGGGACAAGGGCGGAGGGAAAGCCGAGAAUCGGUGACCUUCAAGGAUGUGGCCGUGCUCUUCACCCAGGACGAGUGGGCACAGCUGAACCCUGCUCAGAGGGCCCUGUACAGGGAUGUGAUGCUAGAGAACUACAGCAACCUGGCCUCACUGGGACUCUUAGGACCCGAACCAGAUAUGUUUUCCCAGCUGGGAAAAGGGGAAGAAUGGAUGCCAGAGGACACCUUGAGAGGCCUCUGUCUUGACUGGAUGACUAUGCUUGUGAGUAAGAAAUCUACUCUCAAGGCAGAUAUUCCUGGAGAAGAAUUGGAUCAGUGGAUUAUAAAGGAAAGAUUCACUAGAGAUAGUAACUGGAAAUAUGACAGCCUGUCGGAAUGGCAGCAUGGAGGCCAGGAGAUAAAGUUGCAGCAAGUGGUACCCUCUCACCAGAAAACCUCAUCUGUGGUUAGGGACCAGGAAUGUGAUGAAUCUGGGAAGCAGCACACCAUGAGUUCAUCUUUCGUUCAAAGUCAGGGAUUUCAAUCUAGCAAAAAAGCCUUUGAGUGUAGUGAGUGUGGAAAAGUCUUCACUAAAAGUUCAACCCUUAAUAAACAUCAGAAAAUUCAUACUGAAAGACUUAAUGCAAAUCAGAAAACUCUUAUUAAAGAGAAACGAUAUGAAUGUAGAGAAUGUGGGAAAGCCUUUCACCAGAGUACACACCUUAUCCAUCACCAAAGAAUUCACACUGGUGAGAAACCAUAUGAAUGUAAAGAAUGUGGCAAGGCCUUCUCAGUGAGCUCCUCGCUUACUUAUCAUCAGAAAAUUCAUACUGGAGAGAAACCUUUCGAAUGCAACUUAUGUGGAAAAGCUUUUAUCCGAAACAUACACCUUGCCCACCAUCAUAGAAUACAUACUGGAGAGAAACCUUUUAAAUGCAACAUAUGUGACAAAGCCUUUGUAUGCAGGGCACAUCUUACCAAACACCAGAAUAUUCACAGUGGAGAGAAACCCUAUAAAUGUAAUGAAUGUGGGAAAGCCUUCAAUCAGAGUACAAGUUUUCUUCAGCAUCAGAGAAUUCACACUGGAGAGAAGCCCUUUGAAUGUAAUGAGUGUGGAAAGGCCUUCAGAGUGAACUCUUCCCUUACUGAACAUCAGAGAAUUCAUACUGGAGAGAAACCUUAUAAGUGUAGCGAAUGUGGGAAAGCUUUCAGGGAUAAUUCAUCCUUUGCUCGACAUCGGAAAAUUCAUACUGGAGAGAAACCUUACAGAUGUGGUUUGUGUGAGAAAGCCUUCAGGGACCAAUCAGCCCUAGCCCAGCAUCAGAGAAUUCACACUGGGGAAAAACCCUACACGUGUAACAUAUGUGAGAAAGCCUUCAGUGACCACUCAGCCCUUACUCAACAUAAGAGAAUUCAUACGAGAGAAAAACCCUACAAAUGUAAGAUCUGUGGGAAAGCCUUUAUCCGAAGCACACACCUUACUCAACAUCAGAGGAUUCACACAGGAGAGAAACCCUAUAAAUGUAAUAAAUGUGGGAAAGCUUUCAACCAGACUGCCAACCUCAUUCAGCAUCAGAGGCAUCAUAUUGGAGAAAAGUGAUGUGACUGCAGUUUAGAUGGAGAAGCUUUGAGACUGAAUAUAUUAGGUAUUUAAUGUAAGAGAAUCCAUUCUAGAGAAGAACUAUGAACGCUUACCUGGAGAUAGUCAUUUUAUUUACUGAGAGUCAACCUUCACAAUAUUGUGGGUUUUCACAAUUUAGGAAUGGCAAACACGCCAUAAUUCAGUACAGCCUCAACUGAACAGCAGUACUGUUUAAUUAGUUUGAAUUACCAAGUAUCAGAAUCAAAAUGGAGCUUCAUUAACAACCUAGAAAAUGGUUUAUCAAAUUUACAUUUUAACUAUUAAGACAAAUUAUAAAGUUGUAAAAAUUAAAGUUGAGAUGCAAAGGAACAAAAAAGUAAGAAAAUGGUCUACAAGGGUUUUACUCUACUUGAUUCUCUCAUAUAAGAGGGUUUCCACCUUCAGUAGAACCCUUUGUUCUCCUCACCCACACUCCUGACACCCAGUGUAAAGAAGUGCAGUCACCCAUGGUCUGCUCAGGACUUACAUAAGUUAUUCUCCCGACCUUCAGCUUCAAGCCGUCUGUUGUCAGAUCUCCCUGGUCUAUGUGUCCACUGCUUCUCACCUGUAUUCUCCUCUGGGACAAUUCAUUUGAAUGGCAUGUCCCUCUUUUGGUUUAGCAACUCCUAAGUGGUAACAUUGUGUCAUUAUUACUACCCCAUUUGCCCUUGGGGAGUGUGGUGAUCUCAUCUCAUAUACAGUCCAUGAUUCUGGAUAUUGCAGCCAAACUCUGCUUUCAUAACUUGGGACCUCUGUCUGGGAGGCAGAGGUUGAUUAAAAUUCUUGAGUUACCUAGUUCCUCUGGGCCUCAGCUCGACUCUGACCCUGGGGUGAUACCUAAAGUAGGGGUUUAGUCUGUGUGGACAUUACCCUCCGUUUCUGCACUGCAUUCACUCUACACACAGCAGACAGGCGUGCUCAGCUUCAGGUGUGAUGAUCCCAACCACCUAGUGGUGUCCUAGGCCACCUCCACUUCUGUGACUUGCCAUUUCCUGAUGUGCAACUGACAUGAAAGGUUGGAGUCCCAAGGCCCGUUCUCAGAAGGCUCUGACCUACUCUUUCCCUCAGCUGGGCAGUCCUCUGUGUCCACAGCAUUAAAGUGUAUUUGUUGCUCCCAGAAUAUUGAACUGCUGCAUCCUGGUCCUUGCCCUGCUUUUGUCCAGUUUUCUGAAGGUAUUAAUUCUAUGUUCACAAGAAAAGCAGAGAGCUUUGAAUUUCUGCUUUUGCAUUUGAAAGUGGCCAUUUCCUCUCCUCCAGCUAGGUAUUCCACUACUUAAAAACUAUCCCGUCCUGACAGUGGUGGGCAACAUGUUGAGUAAUUCCACGGGUCAAGAAGUGGUCAACAGCACUGUGACAUUCUCUGGCAGGGGCAGUGUCCAUGCCCAGAAGUUUGAGUGAGACUCUAGUCCUGCAGGUACAGUUCUUUCACCGUCUUUAGUCCUUCAGUGCUUUCAAUGGAAAUCACAGAUAAAAUAACGUCUGUGUGCCUUCACACAUAGCCUCUGGUGGCACUCUCCCCUUCCCCUCCACAAACAGUGGGGAGGCCGCACUACUGCAGGCUGGAACACACCACCUAAUGAAGCUGGAAGAGAAAGUAAACUAUCAUUCUGGGAGGUGAAGUGGCAGGUCUGAUCUGUGGAAGUGCUGUCCAUCAGGUUGGGCAGUCUGCUUGCUCCUACAAAUGCUGCAUCUCAGCUCCAAGUUACAGAAGAGGAUAUUCUGUAUCAUGAUGGAAUCAGUGAACUCCAGAGUGAGUAUAGACUUGGAAGCUUCCAGCAUCUUUAAAGCCCAAAGUCCUUAAAUUCGUCUGCCACCUAAUAAAGGCCACUUGUGUGGGCAGGCAUCUCCUGUUAGGUGAUCAGCAACUUAGACUUUCUCCCCUGUUGCACAGGUGAAGCAGCCUUUCAAGAGGUUCCUUGGGACUGUCUGUGCCCCGAGCCCACACGUGUUCAUCUGCAGCCUCACAGCUGACAAGCCCAGCUUCCACAGUAAACUUGAGAAGCUGCUCACUGCUACAGAUACCUGCCUUCAGUACUAUCCAUGUGGCCUGCCUGGUCCCACCCAUCACCCUCUCACCUUGAGUCCCUGAGAAACACGUUUCUAAGCCAAGUUGUGGUUCAUUUUGUUUGUUUUUAAUAAGAGCUAUUGCCACUUGGUCUGUGCCUGCAGUUGAGCUGGGCCAAGACCUGCUGCCACUGGAAGGGCCUCAUUCACCCCAGUGAGAGCUCCAGGAGCUGUUCCUCCCCCAGAGUCAGUGCAGGCCGAAGGCCCUCCAUCCAAGAUUGCAGUUCAUGUCCCUGAGCCCACCUCCAGUCAGGCUUGAGUCUUCAUGGAAGGAGACCUCUGAGAUGCCGAUUCACUCAUCCCUGUCUGGGGAGGCAAAAAGUAAACAAACGACCUACUAGAUGAUCCUGGGCCAACCUGGAUACAUUCAUGGUAAUGCUGUUGGAGCAGGCAGUUAGCAGUGGCUUUAUGAUAUUCUGCCGUAUGAUUAGCACCUUAUUGUGUGACCUUCUCAUCUGAGGGCAUCAGCAUUCUCCUGGGUGCUAUUCUGUACUUUUCUAAUGUGAAGUGGUAUGGCUCUCUGCCUGGGCAGUCUGACCUGCCCCAGCAUCGCCUUUGGCUCACCCCUAAAAGUACGUUCUUGAAAACCCUGAAAUAGAGAUCCUCAGCCACCUUCUCUUCUGCCAACUGAUCUGCAUGGUGUUAGGCAAGAUUUCAGCAAUUACUGGGAGGGACUUUAGCCCAUCCUCAGCCAUGUUAAUCCUAAGACAUCCAGAGAUUUCUAGGAAAAGCCGUUCAUUGCAUACCUCACUUUUCUAAUCUUACUGAUUGACCACGUAGACACUGACUGUGACAGAAGGUGGGGACCACUGUUUGGGACCCUUUAGGGUUACAGAGUUUACAAGCUGGUAAUGUGCCAUCCUCAGCACAUCCAGCCGACGCCUCACUCCUUCCUACCCCACACAGUGCACAGACUUGCCAGCAUACCCACAACUAUGCCAUCUCAAGAUGACAAAUCUGUGUGUGGCAGAGGAACUGCUGAACUUCUGUGCGAGCCAGUCUCCUCACCUGCCUCUCUGGACUAAAGGGAAAACUAUGAGCUGGAGAAGCAGACCUGGGACCCACGUCCCACGUCAGAGCUCUCCUGGCAUACUUUGGAAUUGCCCAGUGGGCAAAGCCACUGGAGGUACCAGUCCCACUCUGCCCAGAGGAAGGGUUUGAGUAUAGGAUUAGCAUCUUGGCUUUGUCAUAUUCUUCAAUGCCUGCGGGCUCCCAUGAACAGCCACUGAAACCGUCUCCUCUUGAGGAAAAAAAAAAUUGCUCCACAUUUCCCCUCUCAAGUCCCUCGAGUCCCUCUCUCCCGUCAGGUCUUCCUCAUCUCCAGCUGAUUGGUUUUGCACCUAGGUUCUCCCCGUCCACCUGAGUUUGCCCAGCUUUGACAGCAGCAUCGCCCUGAGAUGGUGCCUCCUUCCGUAUCCAGUAACUGCUUUUACAGUGGCACCUUGACCCUGCAGCAGACUCGGGCUUCCAGAUUACUGUGCCUGAGCUGCAGUCUUGGAAAAAAAUAGCCCUAAACUGCAUGCAUGCCUUUGGUUGAGAAAACAAUUCCCCUAACCAUGAAUUUAAUCCAAGAGUGGGCAGCCUCCAGCUGUCUGAUUGCGCUCCUUUCCUUCCUGUUGCCUUUGCACCUUUCACUGCCCUCCCGUGUACUGCUGGACUAGCCUGCAGGACCACAUGGAGACAAAAGACGCCUGCCCUACUCCAUCCUGCAGUGGGAGGUUUCCCAGCUUCUUGGCCCACCUCAACUUCUGCUAAAUAUAUUUUUGGUAAUAUUUUUACUUUUAAUAUUUUUAUACCAGUUUAUGAAGGGAAAAAAAUACAAGGCUUGAUUGUUUGCCAUCACUUGAGGACUUCUCAGUUGUGCUAAUGCUUCUCUGCAAGUGCCAAGAUUUGGUCGCCCAGAUGCACCCCUUCUUGUUCUGUGUGUUACCCUGCACGCCACACAUCACUGUCCUUAAAAAAUUGUUGCCAUAAGAAUUAUUCAUCAGUGUGUCUUUCUGAAAAUCAGAAAAGUACCUGGUGUUCUAAGAUGUACAAGUUGCAUUUGUGUUGCCUGCUUAUCUAAUUAGCUGUCACUAAGACGUGGCCAGAGUGGUGCUUACAAGUGUUUUUAGCUUUUUAUGGCCAGUCUGGUCCUGGCUCUCCACAAUGACCAUCCAAACCUACCUGGCCCAGAAAGCCUACUGUUCAGGCUGUGGGAUGUAAAGAGCUAUACCCCCAUCACUGGGAAUAACAGCUAACGUCUGAGGGCAUACUCUGUGCCAGGUACUGUUGUAAGCACUCUGCAUGUAUUAACUCACUUAACCCUCACACUUAUGUGAGACUGCCAUCCCCACUUGAAGGUGGAAGAAAGAGGUUUAGAAACGUCAGAAGUCGCACAGCUGGUAAAUGGUGAAUCGAGGACUUGACCCAGGUGGUGUAGCUCCAGGGCACACACUGCUGCACUUGGCACCUCUAUGACACAUUCUGGGCCACCCUAGAGAGCCACCUGGCUCCAGGCGCUGGGUGCGGCUGCUGUGGCUGUCGGCAGGUGGGAGAUUAUGUAGCAAGUCCCCAGUCUUACACCCGUGCUCUGGGCAUGGUUUUCCAUGUGCACUUCUUCCACAAGAAGACCUUUCUUCAGCCCCGAGUUGGCAGGGUGGGAAGAGUUCAGGUUGCUCUUCCAACGCGAGGGUGCAGGACCAUGAGUUCACGGACUCAUAUCUGAGUCCUGGACAUCUCAUGGGCACAGCCUGUGAUAACCAUGGCCAGUCCUGAACCCAGACCCAAUGAGAGAGUUACUAGGAAUGCCCCUUCUGGAGGUGUCCCUAAAGAGGAAAGCUGAGGCUAGCAGCCAGAGGAACGUAAAGGGCCAUAGCCAUUGACUUAAUAACUUCUGCCAAUCAUAGUAUACGUGGUUAUAGAUGCAUGUAGUUACUGCUUCCGUGACCCUUAAAUGGGGAAGACAGGUAUUAUAAAAGGACAUAGAAAGAAUUAGCAAAUAAUUGUAGUAUAUGCAAUGAGGCAAUAGAAUGGAUACUCUGAAUCAGAGUUCAGGGGCCCAGCUUUAGAUUGUGUGGUUGGAGCAGGCCUCACUGAGGAAUUAACUGGUGACAAGAGAUACAAAGGAUAGAUGAGAGAGACAGGCAGAGAGGUGUGGGUGAUCUAGACAGAGUGAACAGGAUGUGGGAAAGCUCAGAGGCAGGAACUAGCUUGGGCUGGUUUAAAAAGGUGUGAGUGGAGCCCAGAGAGUCGGGACCCAGGUGAGCAAGAUGAGGGUCAGUAGGAAGGCCAGGUCAGCACGGGCGGUGAGCUUUGGUGACACUCUAUGCACCGAGGAAGCUAUUCCAGGUUUCAAAUUUUGUAUUUCAAACUUCCAAGCUACAGAUAGUUUCUAUUGAUAUAUAAAUUUUACUAGAGCAUAAAAGGUGGAAAAAUUUCCAAUUAAUUCUUUCCCAAUUAAUUUCCCUUGCAGUGAAUAAGAAAUUCCAAAGUUGGAAAAAACUGUUUAACCACCUAAAGUUCAAUUACUAAUUUAUUUCGCUAAUAUACCUCAACCAAGAUAACAAGGUUGCUGUCUGACACAAAUGUUACCUAAUGCUAUUUUAUAAUUUCUAGCCAUUGUGAUAAGAAAAAUAAAGGAGUUAUAAACAUUUACUCGCGGGGAUAAGCCAGAUUCCCCCUGGUGAAUUGCCCCAGGCUCAUCACCAAUCUUUCUGGUCCCCUGCAGUCCAUCUCCCACUCCAGCCACCACUGACCUGUCCACCCCACAGUUCCAGCCAUGGUGCUCGCCUGCUUAAUCCCUGCAUUGGCUCCCCUUGACCGGGGCUGGAAAGCAAGGCUGUCAAGACCCUUCACAACCAGAUCCGUGUAGCCUCUCCAGCCUCUUCUCUGCCCUACCCCCUCCCCCUGCUGAAAUGGAACUGCCAGUAGCUCCUGGUGCCCAAGACUGGUUUGUAAUUGUCUAUUUGUCUAGUUCCCCAACCAGGCUGUGAGCUCAAUGUCAAGGACUUGGCCCAAUGUAGCCCACUGUGCCCAGCACCCAGCUCAAGCUGAGCACAUAGUAGUGUCAACAAAUGUGUGUGAAAUUAAUAAACAAGUGAACCUCACUAUUUCCAACAAAUAUUUGCGAGGCCUGUAGAGGAUAUGACACAUACACAUCUCUUUAAAGAAAAUGCCUUCAAUUGGCUUAUGGGUUAUAAAGGGCACUUCUAUUCCCAGGGCCACGUUAUAAGGGAAAGUCCCUACUCAGCCAGUGACCUUGUGUAUAACUGUUGGAAAGGAGAAAGAAGGUGGGGAGAGUUGUCGUUGUUUUAUCCUCUAAGUGUUAUUCAAUAAAUAUGUAACUAUUUUUUAAAUGAUUUAAUAUGUUCUUUUUUCUUUUUGAUAACACA